This is a messenger RNA of Capsicum annuum, 2372 nucleotides long. RefSeq names its product laccase-6. The coding region runs from base 236 to 2053 and encodes 605 amino acids. Gene Ontology annotation, cellular component: apoplast. The record is from RefSeq and is a predicted model, not a curated record. Gene Ontology annotation, biological process: lignin catabolic process. Lineage: Eukaryota; Viridiplantae; Streptophyta; Magnoliopsida; Solanales; Solanaceae. The transcript is spliced from 5 exons. Gene Ontology annotation, molecular function: copper ion binding; hydroquinone:oxygen oxidoreductase activity.
UAAACAAAAGCAACAAAGAAGAAAAGAAAACUCUUGCUCAUUACUGAGCAUAAUAUAUAUGAAUAAAGAUUUCCCCAACAACUUAUUAUUACAAAACCAUGUGAGAGGAAUCAUGGAUGCUAACAAAUAUAAACCACAUGUAGACAUCUUGUAAUUUCUCUUCCUUGUAUAUAUUCAUCAAGCCUUGUAUUAUAAGUAACAUGUGAUCAUCUCCUUUUAUUCUAUAACUUCCAGUAUGACAAACUUGGUCACUACUUUGUUUAUUCACUUUUGCUUACACUUGUUCCUUUGCACUAACCACAGCAAAUAUGCUGUGGGUUUUAGACCACAACAGCAAGGAGGAAGAUCAACAAAAUUCUCUGACUUCAAGGUGCAAACUACUAGAAUUACUAAGCUAUGUAAUACCAAAGAUAUUCCAACCAUCAAUGGAAUGUAUCCAGGUCCAGUUGUUUAUGCUCAAGAAGACGAUAAAGUUAUCGUCAGAGUCACCAAUGAAUCCCCAUACAAUAUCACAAUACACUGGCAUGGCAUCCGGCAGAGGCUAUCAUGUUGGUCCGACGGCCCUUCUUACGUUACACAAUGCCCCAUACAAACUGGACAAAACUUCACCUAUGAGUUUACUCUGGUACAACAGAAAGGCACAUUUUUCUGGCAUGCUCAUGUUUCCUGGCUUCGAGCCACUGUUUAUGGUGCCAUUGUCGUUUAUCCUAAGAAGGGGAUCCCUUACCCUUUCAAGUUCCCCUAUGGAGAGCACAUCAUUAUUUUAGGAGAGUAUUGGAUGAAAGACAUGGUGCAAAUUGAGGAGGCAGUUUUAGCAAGUGGCGGAGCCCCACCACCAGCUGAUGCUUUUACCAUCAAUGGCCAACCCGGACCUAAUUAUAAUUGCUCUGCUAAUGAUAUUUAUAAAUUAGAUGUGAUUCCUGGGAAGACAUACUUGUUAAGGUUAAUCAAUGCAGCUUUGAACCAAGAGCAUUUCUUUGCAAUUGCAAAUCACAAAUUGAAAAUUGUUGAAGUUGAUGCAGAGUACACAAAGCCGUUGACCACGGAACGGGUCAUGCUCGGACCGGGUCAAACCCUAAACGUCCUAGUCAGAGCAGAUAAACCCAUAGCAAGAUAUUCAAUGGCGAUGGGACCUUACCAAUCUGCUAAGAAUGUCACAUUUCAAAACAUAACAUCAAUAGCUUACUUCCAAUAUUUUGGCGCCACAGCAAAUGACCUAAGUUUACCUGCAGCUUUACCACGUUUUGAUGACAAUCUUGCUGCUAAGACAGUCAUGGAUGGGCUUAGAAGUCUUAAUCCUGCCACUGUUCCUAAAGAUAUUGACAGAAACCUAUUCGUUACAAUUGGACUAAACGUGCAAAAAUGCCAGUCCAAGAAUCCCCAAAAAGAUUGUCAAGCUAAAGGGGGUGGGGUCAUGGCUGCUUCCAUGAAUAACAUCAGCUUUAGUAAACCUAACAUCUCAAUUUUGGAAGCUUACUACAAGAACAUCAGCGGGUACUUCACUCAAGAUUUUCCGGGGGUACCCCUAAAGUUCUAUGAUUUUGUGAAUGGGGCACCUAAUAACCCUCCUACUGACACAAAUUCUCUAAAUGGAACUAGGACCUACGUCCUUGACUAUGGGACAAGGGUUCAACUGAUCCUACAAGACACCAGCACAGUCUCCACAGAGAACCACCCCAUUCAUCUUCAUGGCUACAGCUUUUAUGUUGUGGGUUAUGGUACCGGAAACUAUGAUCCUGAUACAGCCAACUUCAAUCUGGUGGAUCCACCAUAUAUGAACACAAUUGGAGUUCCAGUAGGUGGAUGGGCUGCCAUUCGAUUCGUUGCUGACAAUCCAGGUAAUAAAUUAAAAACUAAAUUUCAUCUCUUAAUUAUUAUAAUGUGUUGUACAAAACUCAUGGAUGGACCAUUUUCAUGCACAGGGGCAUGGUUUAUGCACUGUCAUUUGGAGAUACAUCUAUCUUGGGGCUUAUCAGUGGUGCUCAUUGUGAAGAAUGGGGAAGGGCCAUUAGAAAAACUUCCUCAUCCUCCAGCAGACUUGCCAAGAUGCUAGAUAUAUGUGUUUAUUAGGGUGGUGGUUGACAACAACAAACCUGGAAAGUUUAUAUGUUCCCAAUUGGAGAUUCUUUGACCCACCAAGUGUGCAAUAGCCGAUACCUAAGUUGCGCGGACUCUUCACUUUUAAUGCCGCACCCAUGUUGGAUUCUCCAAAAUUACACUACUUUAGGAGAAUCUGACACGCACCAGUUGACAUUUUUGAACAGUCCGAGCAACAUAGGCCGAUAUACUGCUUUUUGUUUUUUCAAAGAAUUGGCAUUUGUUGACAUUUAUAAGUUUGUGUAAUAGAAUCGGAACUGGGUCUUCCCAAGUCA